AUGGCGUCGGCGUCGGCGCCACGCCGGAGCGCCAGAGCCUGCCGUCCUCUCCCACAGCCGGCCGACGGCGCGAUGGCAUCGACGUCGGCGCCACGGCGGUCCGCCACAGCCCGCCGUCCUCCUCCACGUCUGGCCGACAGCGCGAUGGCAUCGACGUCGGCGCGACGCCGGACCGCCAGAGCCCGCCGUCCUCUCCCACUGGCGGCAGACCGCGCGACGGCGUCGACGUCGGCGCAAGCGCGAGCGCGACGGCGGUCCGCUAGAGGCCCGGCGGCGCUGACCGGCCUCCCUGACGAGGUCUGGGAGGACAUCUUCCUGCGCCUCGACGCUGCGGCCGACCUCGCCCGCGCCUCCGCCGCCUGCUCCUCCUUCCGCCGCAUCAUCUCCGAGCGCCGGUUCCUCCGCCGCUUCCGGUCCCUCCGCUCCCCUGCAGUCCUCGGGUUCACCGACGGAGACCUAUACGCCCCCGUCGAUCCGCCCCACCGCUCAGCCCCGGAAGCCCGCGCGCUCGAGAAAGCCGCCGACUUCACCUUCUCCUUCCUCCCCGGCGGGUGGUGCUUUCGCCACGCUCGCGAUGGCCGCGUCCUCCUCGCCCGGGGCAUCUCCCCCAAAUCUGACUUCUGUGAUUUCGUAGUCUGCGACCCCAUGUACCGCCGGUGCGUCAAGAUUCCUCGGAUACCCGACGACCUACUGGCCUCCGCCGCAUACAAUGGUAUGUCGCACCAUGUGUUCCCCAUUCGGGCUCCAGGCGGCGAGAAUGACGAGGAGGAAUCGUUCAGAGUUAUCUGCACUGUGCAGCUCCAUGGCAAGGUCGUGGUUUUCAUCUUCUCUUCCUGCAACCAGACAUGGCGAGGUAUUAUUAGCACGAUUUCUUUGCCUCGUUAUGGACGUGUUGGAAUGCCUGACUAUGCGCACGGCUGCGUGCACUGGUUGUUGGACUUCACAGGCUAUUCGCUAAUGCUUGAUACAAGUGAGAUGGAAUUCUCCAUCCUUGAUCUCCUGCCGCCCCCCUAUUCCGAGUCACAGCGUGCCAUCAUCGAGGCAGGGGAAGGCAGACUCGGGUUGCUAACUAUUGGUGAUGACACAGUUGACCUGUAUUGCAAGAAUUGGCAAAACAAUGGUGUUGCGGCACAAGAGUGGCAACAUGACAAGCUGAUUCCUUUACCCGAAGACUAUAGGAUCGACUAUCAUUGGUGCAUUGUGGGCACAGCAGGGCGUUACGUAGGUCUACUAGCGCAUCUCGGAAUGCAUUUCAAGUAUUUUGUACUGGACAUCAAGACAUUUCGUCUUGAGGAGCUCUGCACCUUGAAGAACGGUGUAAUGUUCUUUGGUUUUCCUUAUGCAAGAUUUCCACCACUGUUGGCGCUGCCAAGCAUAUGA
Molecule: messenger RNA, 1380 nt
Organism: Miscanthus lutarioriparius
Lineage: Eukaryota; Viridiplantae; Streptophyta; Magnoliopsida; Poales; Poaceae
Source: the annotation of a GenBank genome assembly